GAGCCGCUGGGCGAGGGGGCGUCGGGCGCCGUGCACAAGGCCCUGGACCUCGUGGACCUGCGCUUCGUGGCGAUCAAGGCCAUCUCCGUCGGCGCCGCGCCGAAGCGGCGGCAGCUCGUCGCGGAGCUGCUCGCGCUCUACGGCGCGUUCCAGGGCCCGGACGCGGAGGCCGCGGGCGGCGACGCGAGGCACGUCGUCUCCUUCUACGACGCCUUCGCCCACGCGCCGACGCACUGCGCCUGGCUCAUGGUCGAGUACCUCGACGGCGGAUCGCUCCAGGACCUCGUCGACCGCGGCGGGACGACGGACGAGGCGCUGCUCGCGCGGCUCGCGUUCCAGAUCGCGCGGGGCCUGCGCUACCUCCACGCGCGGGGCUUCGUGCACCGCGACGUCAAGCCCGCGAACAUGCUCCUGUCGCGCGCGGGCGCGCUGAAGAUCAGCGACUUCGGCAUCGCGCGGCGCCUCGACGGCGACGCGCGCGGGGCUAUGGCGCGGACCUUCGUGGGGACGACGAACUACAUGUCGCCGGAGCGCAUCGGCGGCCAGGCCUACGACGGCGGCGCGGACGUCUGGGGCUUCGGCGCCGCGGUGCUCGCGGUCGCGCUCGGCCGCGCGCCGUUCUCCGCCGCGGGCGCGUCGUCGGCCGACGACGGCUACUGGACCCUGCUCGACGACAUCCGCGAGAAGCCGAGCCCGCAGCUCGACGGCGGCGGCUGGUCGCCCGCGAUCCGCGGCUUCCUCGCCAAGUGCCUCGCGAAGGAGUCCGCGGCGCGGCCGUCGGCCGACGCCAUGCUCGCCCAC
Aureococcus anophagefferens is the source of this 801-nucleotide messenger RNA. RefSeq lists its product as hypothetical. The record is from RefSeq and is a predicted model, not a curated record. The transcript has a single exon. NCBI's taxonomy places the organism in Eukaryota, Pelagophyceae, Pelagomonadales, Pelagomonadaceae. The annotation marks the transcript as partial. Gene Ontology annotation, biological process: protein phosphorylation; MAPK cascade. Gene Ontology annotation, molecular function: ATP binding; MAP kinase kinase activity.